AUGCGCGUCACAGAACCCCAGUCCCCUCCCCCAAGUCCCCGGCCUGUUUACGUCACCGAACCCACCCCCUCCCCCAAGUCCCAGCCUGUGUACGUCACUGAACCCCCAAGUUCCCGGCCUGUGCGCGUCACAGAACCCCAGUCCCCUCCCCCAAGUCCCCGGCCUGUGUACGUCACUGAACCCCCAAGUUCCCGGCCUGUGCGCGUCACCGAACCCACCCCCUCCCCCAAGUCCCAGCCUGUGUACGUCACUGAACCCCCAAGUUCCCGGCCUGUGCGCGUCACAGAACCCCAGUCCCCUCCCCCAAGUCCCCGGCCUGUGUACGUCACUGAACCCCCAAGUUCCCGGCCUAUGCGCGUCACAGAACCCCAGAACACCAAGUUCCCGGCCAGUGUGCGUCACAGAACCCCAGAACUUUAUACUUCGAAAGAUAUUGGCGCGUUCCGCGGGGGUGUGGACGAUCUAUUAACUAAGAUAAUUAUUUAA
Messenger RNA from Rhopalosiphum padi (bird cherry-oat aphid), 486 nucleotides. Its product is annotated as apidaecins type 73-like. Bases 1 to 486 code for a protein of 161 amino acids. The transcript is spliced from 2 exons. Lineage: Eukaryota; Metazoa; Arthropoda; Insecta; Hemiptera; Aphididae. The record is from RefSeq and is a predicted model, not a curated record.